AGGUCUUCUAAGAAGCCUCCGUGCUUGGUGAAUCCAGCCAGGGAGAAGCUGGGAGCUGUUUUGGGCCCCAGCACAGGAGGCAGAGCGUAUGCAGCUGGUCCUGAAAGAUGGGUUAGGGGUAUCUAUUUGCGAAUGUUUUUACAGUAGCCUGCAUGUUGUGUUAUGCACUACUGUGAUUCAUCAAUGCUAUUGUGAAAACCUCAUUUAUGACAAAUGUACAGCACAAGGACGAUAAGCCAAACAGAACAGUGUGAGCAGGUGGAGUCAAACCAUCAGCAGCACGUGACAAGGUGCAGAGUUUUAUUGAACCAGUGGCGUGCUGUAACAGUAAAACACUGCUGUGGAGACAAGGGGAUUUUGACUGAAGAAAGAUCUGGGCAUUUACCAUGGAUUUAAAUGGAACUCUCAGUGGAGAAGAGAUUGAUGUUCUCACAACUGUGUACUUGGUGUCGCUCACUCCUAGUGUCAUUGGGAGCCUUUCUGUGCUAGUUGUGUCCAUACUAAGAUGGAAACACCUAAAACAACAGGUGCAUCUCCUCAUGCAGCUAGCCCUAGCAGAUCUGUUGGCCGCUCUCAUCCUGAUGUCCUCCAGUGCCAUGAACAGACUCCAGACGGACAGCAGUGUAACCAUCUGUCAAUACAUUUUGCCACUAUCGCUGACGUGUUAUUUUAUUUCAUUUCUGCUUGUGGUGGUUUAUGCCUGGAAGUCUAAGAAUGCAAUCCAAGGAUGGAGAACAAGACCAGAAGAUGUUGAAAAUACACAGAAUCAGUGUAGGAGGAAAAGAGUCUUGUUACCAGUAUACUUGAUUGUAUGGUUGACUCCUAUAGCAAUUUACUUAGCAUAUGUUCUGACUCCCUUCAUAAAAACAACUCCAUUAAUUCCAGACACUAACAAAUCCACGAUCCUUCAGAACGAGAGCAAGUACUGCACCAGUUGUAUUUUGUUUCUACAUGUGUGGAGGGACUCCUGCUCUGAUGCUGAGAUCAUUCAUGACACCUUCAUCAAGGUUUUUCUCUUUCUUGUGGUGAUACCAGUGAUGCUGUCUUGCUCUGUCAUUUAUUACAAGGUUGGAAAAUGGUAUCAAAGGUAUACCAAUCAAGAUCUGUUUCCAGUGGAAGGAGAUGGGCAGUCUAGACGGAGAUUCAAAAAUAUGUUUUCUACAGCAGGGAAAAUGGUGAUGGUCAUCCUGUUCUGCUGGGUCCCAGCUCUUGUCCUCAUUCUCCUUUCUACUCUUAUAACUUGGACAAAUGUGGGACAGCGCAGCCUGUUUGGCCUCUACAUAAUACAGGCUGCUAGUGUGUCCCUGCAAGGUUUCCUGAACAGUUUGGUUUAUGCGUGGAGACGAACAAAUUUCACAGAGGCUGUUUUAGGGGAGAACACGCCUUUGUUGGCAUACACUCGCCGUGCCUUCUUUGAAGAAUCACUAAGAAGCGAAACCUUAACGUGAGAAACUGUUGAAACAGUGGGCUAAAUGUUUGUACACGUCAUGAUUUAUUUAGUUUUGUGGUUCCUAAAUUAUGAUGUUAUCACUGUGUUAGUGUGGGUGAGUGACAUGCUUGUACUGUUCCAACCGAAUUCCAUGUAAGUCGAGGACUCAGUUACUUAUUUUCAUCUUGUGAAUUUUUAUCAAGUGUUUCUGACUGCUUGGCUGUACAUGUGUGAUCCAACAGUGAGAAAUGCCGAGAUGCCACAGACAUGACGUGUGCUCUGUUCUGUACACAUGUACAGUACCUUUAACUUGUCUCGUAAAAGUAACAUGUGGUUGUACAAUCCUGUGGUUUCCACUCAGGACAUUUCUCUUAUACAAUCCCACACUCAACACACACUGCACACACUCAAAGAUAAACACUUUUGUGUUGUAGUAUUACAAACUGCUCAAGCGUUUUGUCCAGGCAUUAAUGGUUAACGUACCGCAGACUCAUUGUUUAUGCACAGCCAUCGCUAGAACUUCUCAUUUGUACUGUAACCAUUGUGUUCAGUUCUUGUCAUAUUUUCUCACCUUAACCAUUCAUUAAAGGUUAAAUCGGUGUUACACUAAUAAUAAACUAAUAACAAGUGAUGUUUUUGUAUGAUAUCUAUGCCCCUCUGUAUCCAGAUUUUACUUCUAGUCUAAUUUUUUUUCCCACAUACAAAUCAAAUCUUCUUAUAUUACAAGUGGGGUUUUUUUUCUUGUUUGUUUGUUUUUAAUCUUGGGCACACAGUGGUAUUAUGGGUAAUGCGCUUGCCUUGCAGCCAGAAUAUCAUCAGUUUAUGUCCUGGCUCAGGUAGUUGGCCCUGCUGGGAAGAAGUCAUAUUUUCUCACUGAGCAUGUGGGUUUUUGUUGUUGUUGUUUGUUUCAAAUAUGUAAAAUGGGGACUAGGUAGGUCUUCAUGACAGUUUAGGAUCUAAACAUUAAGUUUAAUUGCCAGUAUUGUUGUAUGAUUUAUUUAUCAUUUGUCCUUCAUAGUAUAAUGUAUUAUUUGUUUUUGUUUUUGUUUUUAACAUUUUAUUCAUAUCUCGUGUUUGUUUGAUUAUCAUUUAGUAAUAUAUGUUUUCAAGAAAGAAAUUCUGGAAUGAACAGAAACUGUCAACUCAUCUCUGUCGAAAGGUUUUCAAGUUGUAGAAUUAAAACUUCUCUUGGCCACCAGAUGUCACCA
Molecule: messenger RNA, 2637 nt
Organism: Cynoglossus semilaevis (tongue sole)
Lineage: Eukaryota; Metazoa; Chordata; Actinopteri; Pleuronectiformes; Cynoglossidae
Product: transmembrane protein 116
Exons: 14
Coding region: 387-1448 (353 amino acids)
Biological process (GO): adenylate cyclase-activating G protein-coupled receptor signaling pathway
Cellular component (GO): plasma membrane
Molecular function (GO): G protein-coupled receptor activity
Source: RefSeq, a predicted model, not a curated record